AUGACUCCGCGUUGCCUUCUUGUUGGACAUACUGCUCCUGUAACUUGCUUGUCUAGAGCCUCCAUUAUACAGGAUAACAACUUCAUAGUGAGCUCUUCAGAAGCUGGAGAGAUGUGCACUUGGGAUCUAGUAGAUGGUAAAUGCAGGGAGAGUGUCAAAUUGAGUCAAGUUCAUACAAAUAUUCAGGCAUACCAUAUGUGUAAUAGUGAAGACCUAAGACUAUUUUGCAAUGGCUAUUAUGCAGAGAUUUUGAUUAUGGACCCUUUUUCUUUGGAAAUUUUGUUCUCUUUAAGUUCCAAAAUGAAUCCUGAUUGGAUAUCAGCUUUACAUGUCCUGCGACCAUCUUCUAGGAAGGAUGAUGUGGUUUUAGCCAUUUCCAUCACUGGCACUGUCAAGGUAUGGUCGCUUUUAGGCCAUGAAAAUAAACAGUCUGAACCCAUUUACGAAAACGAAUCGAAACAGAUACGUUGUUUGAACGCGCUAUCCCUCAACUGCUGCGCGUACAACCAACGCACAGUACUCAUUGUGUGUGCGAAAUACUGUCAGAUAUAUGACGCUGGUGAUUUCUCAGUACUCUGCUCAAUCCAAGCUCCUCAAGGCGAACGUUGGAUGUCGGGAGACUUUCUGGCCCCAGAUCGUGUCCUUGUGUGGUCCACUGAAGGAAAGGGGUACCUGUAUAAACUACCUGCCAACAAACUUCGCGGAAAAGCUAUCAGUAGCUCUGUGCCGGACCAUAAAGGGUUUCACGGUCCAUCUGUGGAUCACGACAGUCCAGUACUGUUCAGUAUUCUGGCCCAUCCAGAUAAUAAGUUACUCUCAUGCCCACCAUCAAUGCGUUUCAUACUAACAUCAGUGGGAGGGAAGCAAAGGAGAUUGUUGUUGAGGGGGGAUUCUGCCGGGGUCGUGUCUCUGUGGAAUGUGGACGAUGCUGCCGUCCCACAGCCUAGAAAUGUAUCUUCCCACGCCCCAAUAGUGUUGACGAGUUUGGAAAUGGCGUGGGAGGAGAUGAACCCCAGUCCCGUUGGGAUACUCGAUCAGUUCAGUCAUCCUGAGGAGCCAGAAAUAAAACUUACAGCCUCAAUAUAUCUCCUCGCGGCCAAUCGUUUGGUGGUAGGUCGUGAGGACGGCUCUAUAGUGAUUGUGAAUGCGACUCACACUGUGCAGUUGCAGUUGUUGCAUGGGAACCAUCAGCAAUUGGAUGAUUGGCCCCCACACCAACUGCUUCUCGGCCAUAAUGGCAGAGUUAAUUGUCUUUUGUACCCUCACCAUGUACAUCAUAGAUACGACAAAUCCCACCUAGUCUCAGGCGGCAUAGACUUCGGGGUGUGUCUCUGGGAUCUGUUCAGUGGGGCUCUUCUGCAUAGAUUCUGUGUACACGCCGGCGAAAUAACACAACUGAUUGUGCCCCCACAGAAUUGUAGUCCUAGGAUACAAAAGUGUAUUUGUUCCGUAGCUUCCGACCACAGCGUAACGUUACUGAGUCUCUCGGAAAGAAAAUGCGUGACACUAGCGUCCCGUCACUUAUUCCCAGUGGUGACAAUAAAAUGGCGACCAGCUGACGAUUUCAUGGUGGUGGGGUGUAGCGAUGGCACAGUUUAUGUGUGGCAAAUGGAAACAGGACAUUUGGAUAGGGUUUUGCAUGGUAUGAUAGCAGAAGAAGUCUUGUCUGCUUGUGAUGAAACUUUGGCGGAUGAGUUGGGCGGUGCGAUGACGUCAGGCACUGACUUACAGGGCUUGGCCAAUCCCGCUGUCCAUUUCUUUAGGGGUCUCCGCCAUCGCAAUCUAACAGCUAUGCGAGCGGCCACACAACGCGGCCUAGCGGCACUCCAGGCUACCGACCGCAGUGGCAAUGCGGGGCCGCUAGCGGAGCCCGCGAGGGCCCGUAGGGCUCCGCUGACCAUACAGGGCUUCAGGUCCAAUCCUGCUGAUCCUGAAAGCCACAUUCUCUUCUUCGAUAUUGAGGGUCUGAUUGUGGAGUUGCUGAGUGAAGAGUAUUCUGCAAUGAGUCCGGCUAGCUUGGAGGCGGCCGGUUUAAUAACAAGCGAGUAUAUGAAAGUUGCUGCUUUGACUCAAUCGGCCAGUCCCGAUGCGGCUAAAAGGAUAUCCGAUUUCUUUGGUCGAGUCAAAGACAAGGCGGGUGAUAUGGAGCGUCUCUUAAAAGAGAAGGAUAAGCAUGGUCUCCUCGCCAAAAUGAAGGAAGGUGCGGAAACAAUGCAGACAAAGUUGCAGGCAAAAGCUGAACAGCUAAAAGCACACAUGGACCAGAAAGGUAAGUGUAGAUAUAAAGUUAGACAUUACCUCAGUCUAUUAAUCCACAUAAUCGUUUAU
Brenthis ino (lesser marbled fritillary) is the source of this 2328-nucleotide messenger RNA. The record is from the annotation of a GenBank genome assembly. Lineage: Eukaryota; Metazoa; Arthropoda; Insecta; Lepidoptera; Nymphalidae.